Molecule: messenger RNA, 3243 nt
Organism: Periconia digitata
Lineage: Eukaryota; Fungi; Ascomycota; Dothideomycetes; Pleosporales; Periconiaceae
Source: the annotation of a GenBank genome assembly
GUGCUCACCGCACCACCACCGACCGAGUCCAGCUGUCGUGUCCCGCUCACAACAACCCGUCACCCACUCCCACCUUGAACCACCGCCAUCAUGGACGUCGCGGCCCUGCGGGAGCGUGUCAAGAACACAUUGGACGCCAAUGCUGCUAUUCGCCAGCAGGCCGAGCUCGAUCUUAAACAUGCUGAAGAGCAGGUCGGCUUCACCGAUGGCCUGCUGAACAUACUCGAGAACGAGCAAGACCCCGCCGUCCGCCUGUCCACUGUCGUCUAUCUCAAGAACCGCGUUUCCAAAGGUUGGAGUCCUGCAGAAGAAUACAGCUCAGCCAAACCUAUACCCGAGGAAGAGAAGGAAUCCUUCCGCAACCGCCUCGUACCCAUACUCGUCGCGUCUCAGCCAAACGUCCGCGCUCAGCUCAUUCCAACACUCCAGAAGAUCCUUGCCUACGACUUCCCGCAAAAGUGGCCCAACUUUCUCGACAUCACUAUACAACUGCUCAACACGGGGGACAUCCAAUCCGUCUUCGCUGGUGUGCAAUGCCUGUUGGCGAUAUGCAAAAUCUACAGAUUCAAAUCGACCGAAAGUCGAGCGGAUUUUGACAAGAUUGUGGCCAUGGCUUUCCCCCAGCUUUUGAAUCUUGGAAAUCAGUUGGCUAAUGAGACGAGCCUGGAAGCCGGCGAAAUCCUCCGGACAACCCUCAAAGUAUACAAACAUGCUAUAUAUUUCGAUCUCCCUCCUGCGUUGCGCGAACAAAACACCAUGGCUAGCUGGUGCACCCUGUUUUUGAAUGUUGUCAGCAAAGACCCCCCGGAAUGUUCCCUCCCCGAAGACCUCGAUGAGCGCGAAGCAAACCAUUGGUGGAAAGCAAAGAAGUGGUCCUACGCAAACCUCAAUAGGCUUUACGUCAGAUAUGGCAAUCCUUCGACUUUGGGCAAGAACAAUGAGAUGGAUUACACUGAGGUUGCCAAGAACUUCAUCGCCAACUUCGCGCCAAAAAUCCUCGAAAUAUACUUGCAGCAGGUGGAGAAAUGGGUUGGAAAGCAGAUCUGGUUGUCAAAAUCCAGUCUUUACUUCACCCUCAACUUUCUCGACGACUGCAUCAAGCCCAAAUCCAUGUGGAGUCUCGUAACGAAUCACAUCGACAGUCUUAUUUCCCAUUUGAUCUUCCCAGUCUUGUGCCAGUCAGACGAGGACAUCGAACUCUUCGAGGACGAGCCUCAGGAGUACCUCCACAGAAAGCUCAACUUCUAUGAGGAAGUUACAUCGCCUGAUGUUGCUGCGACUAACUUCUUGGUGACUUUGACCAAGAGUCGCAGGAAACAAACAUUCAGUGUACUAAACUUCGUCAACGAAAUAGUUAACCGAUACGAAUCGGCACCGGAUAAUGAGAAGAAUCCAAGGGAAAAGGAAGGUGCGCUACGUAUGAUCGGCACGUUGUCCGGUGUGAUUCUGUCAAAGAAGAGUCCAAUCGCCGAUCAAGUAGAGUACUUCUUCGUUCGCCACGUGUUUCCUGAGUUCCGAAGCCCCCAUGGAUUCCUUCGAGCCCGCGCCUGCGACACACUGGAAAAGUUUGAACAGCUCAACUUCAAGGAUCAGAACAACUUGAUAAUCAUAUAUCGCAACAUUCUGGAAUCGAUGGCGGACCCAAAUUUGCCGGUUCGGGUUGCGGCAGCUUUGGCACUACAGCCUCUCAUUCGGCACGAUGUCAUUCGUACGAAUAUGAAAGCUAAUAUCCCUCAGGUGAUGCAGCAAUUACUGAAGCUUGCCAAUGAAGUCGAUGUCGAUGCUUUAGCAAAUGUGAUGGAGGAUUUCGUCGAGGUUUUUGCUCCUGAGCUCACACCUUUUGCUGUGGCUCUCAGUGAGCAGUUACGCGACACAUAUCUUCGUAUCGUCGGAGAGCUGGUGUCUCGAAACCAGGAGAAAGGAGAGGACGGCGAUUACGGUGAUUUCUUGGAUGAGAAGAGCAUCACUGCUUUGGGUGUUCUUCAAACGAUUGGAACUUUGAUUUUGACCCUGGAAAGUACUCCCGAUGUCCUUUUACACCUGGAGACAAUUCUCAUGCCUGUCAUUACUAUUACACUCGAAAACAAACUAUACGAUCUGUACAACGAAGUGUUUGAGAUCAUUGACAGCUGCACCUUUGCUGCCAAGAGCAUUUCGGCCACUAUGUGGCAAGCCUUUGAACUGAUCCACCGAACUUUCAAAGCUGGCGCUGAGUUGUAUCUUGAAGAUAUGCUUCCUGCCUUGGAGAACUUCGUGAAUUAUGGAACUCAGACACUGAUCCAAAACCGACCGUAUCUCGACGCUAUUGUCGACAUGGUGCGCACAAUCUUCAAAGACGACAAGGUCGGAGGUGUCGACAAAAUUUGCGGCUGCAAGUUAUCCGAGAUUGUCAUGCUUAACAUGCGUGGCCACGUGGAUGAUUACAUACCCGAAUUCAUCUCGUUGACCAUGACGGUUCUCACAAACGACGAAGUCAAGGUCAAGUCCUUAAGGAUACACCUGAUGGAGGUUAUCAUUAACGCCAUUUACUACAACCCUGUUCUGGCACUUCAUGUGUUGGAGACAAAUGGCUGGACUAACAAGUUUUUCAGCCUGUGGUUCGCCUCGAUUGACAGUUUCAAGAGGGUCCAUGAUAAAAAACUGUGUAUUUCUGCUAUAUGUGCACUGCUUACGUUGAAGGGCCAGGACGUGCCAGUCAGUGUUCAGCAAGGCUGGCCGCGCUUGCUCCAGGGUAUCGUGCGUUUGUUCCAGACGCUCCCUGCAGCCAUAAAGAAUCGUGAAGAAGCUAAGAAGGAGGAUAACUUUGACUUCUCCAGCUAUGACGACGAGAGCGGCGAUGAGGACUGGACAGGUGAUGAAGCAGACUGGAGUAAUGAGGUUGAGGAGUCAGAUGAAAUCAAGGAUGAGAGUGCUGCGUACCUUGAAUUUCUCAACGAGGAGGCCCAAAAAUUCACUUCCGUGAGUGAUGACGACGAUGAUGAACUUGAGGAAGAGAGCCUCCUCGAGACACCGCUCGAUAAAGUAGAGCCGUAUAGCAUGUUCAAACAUGCUCUUCUGCGUCUCCAGCAAGAACAAGUGGCUCUCUACGAGAACCUCAUCAAGAACCUCAAUCCCGAAGAACAACAAGUAGUCGAAGGCGCAGUACACCAAGCCGAUGUUAUCGCACAAGCGGCUGCCCAGGCUCAGGCUGCAGCUGCCCAAGGAGGUGCCCCUAACGGCAACGUAGCACCGGGUCCACAGUAA